Molecule: messenger RNA, 1585 nt
Organism: Aspergillus calidoustus
Lineage: Eukaryota; Fungi; Ascomycota; Eurotiomycetes; Eurotiales; Aspergillaceae
Source: the annotation of a GenBank genome assembly
AACCGGAUUGGAGCAGUUAUAGAAGCUUCUUUUAGACCAUAAUGCUACCCCAAAAGGUUCCAUCAAACUAAUUAUUAUAUAUUUUGCUGUGCGCGCUCCCCCCUAGUUCCAUUUAGGUUUCUCGUGAUUGGACGGCAAAUCUGCAGUACAGCAAAAUGACUUCGGCGCUUUUCGAACCUCUUGACGUUGGAAAGUGCCAGCUCCAACACAGAAUUGUUAUGGCACCUAUGACCCGGUUCCGCACCGACUCAGACCACAGUCCAUUGCCAAUUGCCAAGGAUUACUACAGCCAACGCUCACACACGCCCGGGACACUGAUAAUCACCGAGGGUACAGCCGUCUCAGAGACGCUCGUCGGCCUCCCGCAAUGGGCGGGUUGUUGGAGUGAACCCCAGCUGCAGAACUGGAAAGACAUCACCGAAGAAAUUCACUCUAAGGGUUGCUACGUCUUUCUGCAACUUUGCUGUGCAGGCCGCACGGCCGACAAGGGAUUCCCCAAACUCUCAUCUGGAGACAUUCCCCUUGAUGCUACAGCCAGUGCCAUAGAGACGGAGGACGAUGACAGACCACCAAAGCCGAUGAGCGCGCAGGAAAUCCAAGACGCCAUCCGCGAUCACGCCACUGCUGCUCGCAAUGCUAUAGCCGCCGGUUUCGAUGGAGUGGAACUUCACGGUGCCAACGGCUACCUUAUCGAUCAGUUUAUCCAAGAGUCUUGCAAUAACAGGACUGAUCAAUGGGGUGGCUCAGUCCAGAGUCGAUCGCGCUUCGCGUUGGAAGUCACUGCAGCCGUCGUGGACGCUAUCGGUGGCGAUCGUGUUGGCUUCCGCAUCAGUCCCUGGAGCACAUACCACUCUAUCCAGCCCCGUGAUCCAGAAACUCAGUUCACUCACCUGAUCAGCGAGCUGCAAAAGUUCGAUCUGGCUUAUCUUCAUGUUAUUACAUCUCGCGUGGACAAUUGGUAUGACAUGAACCGCGAUAAGCCCCUCGACUUUGUCUUUGACAGCUGGGGAAGGGACAAACCACUCAUAAUCACCGGCGGGUUUGACGGAAAGUCGGCAGAGCGUGCUAUUGAGGAGCACAAGGACUUCAAGGUUGCCAUUGGAUUUGGUCGGUCGUUCGCUUCGACGCCAGACUUGGUGGCCUGCAUUAAGGCGGGGAUCUCUCCAAAUCCUUUCAAAGGUGACCUGGCCUAUACUCAUGGUACUGCAAAGGGGUACAUUGACUACCCAUUUCUUUCUUAGAUACGGUGGAUUGGGAAGAUCCAAGUUAUUCUUUUGAACUGAAAAAUAAAUGGAGGCAAGCAUAUAGAACGAAAGUCUUUCCUAGGCCAUUUUGCAUUGUGAUGUUUGAGAGUCGCAACAGACUGAAGGUUGCUGAGAUCGAGUGAAGUAGAGCUUCAGCCCACGAGGUAACUUCAGAAUGCUCAGCGGUUGUGUAGAUGUAAAGCGCGUGAGUACAUUACGCUGAGAAACUCCGGGGUAAGUCAGACUCGUGCUGAGUGUCGUAAGUGGAAAUGCGCCUUGUAGAGCAGUACUCUAUACUGAGGAGAGAAUCGAGGACUCGCGUGUUGUUGCUUGAAAGUGGG